Messenger RNA from Phodopus roborovskii (desert hamster), 2268 nucleotides. It is a transcript of the gene Ccdc160, whose product is annotated as coiled-coil domain containing 160. The coding region runs from base 325 to 1296 and encodes 323 amino acids. The transcript is spliced from 2 exons. Lineage: Eukaryota; Metazoa; Chordata; Mammalia; Rodentia; Cricetidae. The record is from RefSeq and is a predicted model, not a curated record.
GCCACCAUGGUGGCUGCCCUACCGGGCAUGCUCAGUACUCUGGCUCAGCCUUGACUCCCUGACUAGCUGUACUCAGCCUGCAGCGCCCAGUCCCUUCAGUGCCCGGUCCCUUUAAAUCCAUCCGCGUGGUUGCUAGGCAACAGUGCGGCCCGCGCUGGAGCUGCACUGCAGAGGCUCUGCCCCGGGCCAGCCUGGCCCGGUCGCGUUGGCUAGCACUGAACAAGGGGCUGCCGCCUGCCGGUGGUGGCCGGAUUCGGGGAAGAGUGGAUAGGGCUCUCCAGACCGCACCCGCGAUUCCAGGAAAUCAAAGAGUUGCUCGACAAAAUGGAUGCUAGACGAAAGCACUGGAAAGACAAUACAUCCACUCCCUUUUUAAAUGAGCAUAAUGUUCUAGAAGAGGCUGCUCCUCAUCAGUCUUUCUCUGAAGAAACAUCUGCAGACAGAUCCAGAAAAAUGGGGAGAAUUUCUAACUUUUCCAGUAGAAACAUUCAGGAAGGAAAUAAAUUUAAGAGGAAAGACUAUUCUUCCCAGAUAGCGGAAAGAGAACAAGAUCCCAAUUUAAGAGAGAGAAGGAUGAACACAUCAAAGAAUGUAGCAAACACAAAAUCUGCCUUCUGUGACUCACUUGAUUGGGAUGGUGCAACCAAGAAAAGUUCUCACAAAAGGGAGAGUGCCUCCUCGUGGAAUAAGAAGGAAUUCCAGGCUGCAGCAAAAGGCACCAGGAAGAAAUGGACAGAAGCAAUGCCUCCAAAAAUCCGCCUGCACCUCCUGAAUGAAGAGCUGGGAGAACUUAACCUGAAGUGCCGGGAGAUCGAAGAGGACUUUGAAAAUGCCGAAAAAGAACUUUUGAACUCUCGAAAGGAAGCCUCGGCGAAAUCUGUCAAUUUUCAAGAACCAGGAACAACGGCUUCAAAGAAUGACCGGGAACUGCAAGCUUUAAAAAACGACCUGUCUGAAAAAGCUACAAACGUAAAAAGCUUAACCCAAGAGCUCCAGCAAGCCAAAGAAGUCAUGUACAAAUUGAAUCUGGAGAACAGAAACUUGAAAGACGCUGUCAGAAAACUGAAGCGUCAAACUGAACUCAGUACCAUGCUCCUGAGGGAAGAGAUGAAGUUGUUUUACCAGCUGGAAAUGGAAAAGAUCCGCUUAGAGCUGGGUGCCAUCAAGAAUGAGCUGAGAGCUGAGAAGAACCAGCGAGCAAAGAACACCAGAGCCCUGCAGUUGCUUGGAAGACACAUCGCUUCCUUGGUAAGGUCAUCGCAUAUCGCUGACGACUUUACUGGGAAUGUUUUUUAAACUUAAGGGGAAAAAAAAAAGCCUUUCACUGGGCAAGCCAUUGAGCCAAAUCGAUGUUUAUUGUACUAUGUAUUUGUGUACUUCUAAAAUGUAUUUGAUAGCUUGUAAUCUUUAUGGUGAAUCAGAAUACCUACAAAUCAUGCAGAUAUUAACUUUGAAAUGACUUUUUUUCUUUCUGAUGAAGUCAUUGUGAGAAUCCAGAUGGGAACUCCUGAAAUCUCUUUUAUAUGGAUGCACAUAUAAUAUCACUAAAACAAAACAACACCAAAAAAAAACAACAAACAAACAAUUCACCAGAUCAUGGAGGAAUUGGAAUCAGCAGCAUUAUGUGUUCUUGUAAGCCAUGUCUUUGGCACAUCGAUGUUCUCCCAUCUGUAGUCAUCAAUGUGAACAAUAAAAAUCUUGUUUACAUAGAUAAAUAUAAAAUAUGCCUGCGAGUUCUGUAGUUGCCUGCUCAAACUCAGAAGGAUAAAAAUGCAUCUGUUUUGUUUGGGGUCUAACCUUAAUUAGACACAUGUAAACAUCUUGGGAACACAAUCUCCCCUGCUGAUUCCCCGCUUUUUCCUUGGACUUGGACACAGUUCCCAUAGACAAAUGAUGAUUUAGAGUCACUGUUCUGACCUUUGCUAGAAGCAGGGCCUCUGUCAGCCAUGGCUCCUGCAUUUUCUUUCAUUGACCAGCAAGGGGCGUUUUGAUUACACCAUUCUUCCAGAGUUCAGCCAGGGGAAUUUUCCAAGCUCCUUGCCUGGCUUCCAUCACUGAGCUAGGGCUGCUGUGAAAGGCAUUUGAUGUCAUCUAGACAAACUUCUAGUGUGCUGGCUUGAUUUAGGUUAUCACCCACCCCUGUAAGGGACCCAGAAAAUGAUAAUGUGCUUUGUAUUUACAAAGAGGGAAAAUGUGCUGCUUCUGUCCUUCAGUGGAAAUGAUGGCUCAGGUUGCUUUUCUGCAAUGGUGGUGUUGACCAUCAAGAUU